Molecule: messenger RNA, 910 nt
Organism: Chaetura pelagica (chimney swift)
Lineage: Eukaryota; Metazoa; Chordata; Aves; Apodiformes; Apodidae
Gene: OTUD6B
Product: OTU domain containing 6B
Exons: 6
Coding region: 11-814 (267 amino acids)
Biological process (GO): protein deubiquitination
Molecular function (GO): cysteine-type deubiquitinase activity
Source: RefSeq, a predicted model, not a curated record
AAUUCAAGGCAUGAAAAAUGCUGUUCCCAAGAAUGAUAAAAAGAGACGAAAACAGUUGUCUGAUGAAGUUGCCAAACUAGAGGCAGAACUUGAGCAGAAGCACAAGGAGGAAUUAAAGCAGCUGAAGGAAGCUUCACCUGAGCAGGAUAAAACAGGUUCUAUAGCUGAUGGGGUUGCAAAUUUAGAGCUUGAAGGAGCAGAGCAACAGAUUCAGCAUCCUCGAAUAUCAAAAGCACAGAAGAGGCGGGAAAAAAAAGCUGCCUUGGAGAAAGAAAGAGAAGAAAGGAUAGCUGAAGCUGAGAUAGAAAACUUAACAGGGGCUAGACAUCUUGAAAGUCAGAAACUUUCCUCCUUAUUGGCAGCAAGGCACUUAGAGAUCAAACAGAUCCCUUCAGAUGGACAUUGCAUGUACAGAGCUAUUGAAGAUCAGCUCAAGGAUCUCCAGAAUUCCUGGACUGUUGCAACUCUAAGGAACCAAACAGCAAAGUAUAUGCGAAAUCACUUUGAUGAUUUCUUGCCAUUUCUUACAAACCCUAGUACUGGAGGCAUGUAUAGCAGAGAGGAAUUUGAAAAAUACUGUGAUGAUAUAGCAAAUACAGCUGCAUGGGGUGGUCAGCUUGAACUGAGGGCUUUGUCACACAUUUUGCAAGCACCUAUUGAAGUAGUGCAGAUGGAUUCCCCUCCUAUUAUUGUUGGUGAAGAAUAUUCAGGCAAACCGAUUAUACUUGUGUAUAUGAGACAUGCUUAUGGAUUAGGAGAACAUUACAAUUCCGUAAAAAUUCUAACAGACACUGCUACAGAAAAUGGCAGCUAGCAUACAGAAGUCAUAAAUCCACGUGGAUAACAGUUGCAUCUUAAUAUGUUGGGCUCCAGACAAAUCCCAGAAUGGAUAGUAAAACUACAUGGAAUG